Messenger RNA from Rattus rattus (black rat), 4004 nucleotides. It is a transcript of the gene Atg13, whose product is annotated as autophagy related 13. Gene Ontology annotation, biological process: mitophagy; piecemeal microautophagy of the nucleus; protein localization to phagophore assembly site. Lineage: Eukaryota; Metazoa; Chordata; Mammalia; Rodentia; Muridae. The transcript has 18 exons. Gene Ontology annotation, cellular component: phagophore assembly site; Atg1/ULK1 kinase complex; cytosol. The record is from RefSeq and is a predicted model, not a curated record. The coding region runs from base 353 to 2002 and encodes 549 amino acids.
CCCACAGCGCUCUACCACCCCACCGCCUGCACUGAAGCGGAUGAAAACAAACACUAACGAUGGCGGCGCCGGGCAGCGACUGGUUGCUGUCGUAGGGAGGGAGAGAUCGCUUGACGCGUGAAGGGGAAGCUCUGAAGAAAACCAGUCGACACCAGUCCGACAGCUUUUUUAGUUCUGGGAUCUCAGAACCUCGUUAGCGUGAGGUAUCUCUCUGCGACCUGUGCUGUCACUGCCGCCCGGGAGCGCGGAACCCUCAGCCGGGAGGUGCGGUUGGCCGGCCCCAGGCCCCGGCCUCCGGAAUGAGAGCCCGGAGUCACUCUAUGUGCCGUAGCUUCACAGGUUCCAGUAGGCAAUGGAAACUGAUCUCAGUUCCCAGGACAGAAAGGACCUGGACAAGUUUAUUAAGUUUUUUGCCCUCAAGACUGUCCAAGUGAUUGUCCAGGCUCGACUUGGAGAAAAGAUUUGCACCCGUUCAUCAUCUUCCCCGACGGGUUCAGAUUGGUUCAAUUUAGCAAUCAAAGAUAUCCCAGAAGUCACCCAUGAAGCAAAGAAGGCCCUGUCUGGGCAGCUGCCUGCUGUGGGGCGAUCUAUGUGUGUGGAGAUCUCACUCAAGACUUCUGAGGGAGAUUCCAUGGAGUUGGAAAUUUGGUGUCUUGAAAUGAAUGAAAAGUGUGACAAAGAAAUCAAAGUUUCCUACACUGUAUACAACCGAUUGUCACUGCUGCUGAAGUCUCUCCUUGCUAUUACGAGGGUGACACCAGCCUAUAGACUCUCCAGGAAGCAAGGGCAUGAAUAUGUAAUUUUGUACAGGAUUUAUUUUGGAGAAGUUCAACUGAAUGGCUUAGGAGAAGGCUUCCAGACAGUUCGUGUUGGAACAGUGGGCACCCCUGUGGGUACCCUCACUCUUUCCUGUGCUUAUAGAAUUAACUUGGCGUUCAUGUCCACCAGGCAAUUUGAGAGGACCCCACCUAUCAUGGGGAUUAUCAUUGAUCACUUUGUUGACCGUCCCUAUCCUAGCUCCUCUCCUAUGCACCCUUGCAAUUACAGAACUGCUGAGGAUGCUGGAGUCACAUACCCAUCAGUGGAAGACUCUCAGGAAGUGUGUACCACAUCUUUUUCCACAUCCCCUCCCUCCCAGUGUGUGUUUACUGUCACAAAGGCACAUUUUCAGACCCCUACUCCUGUGGUGACGGACACUCUGAGGGUCCCCAUGGCAGGACUGGCCUUUUCCCAUCAACUCUCAAGCUCUCGCCUUUCCUAUCAGCCUGCUGUCCUGGGCCUUGGAUCGGCUGACCUGGCUUAUCCAGUAGUGUUUACUGCUGGCUUAAACACUACACACGCUCACCAGCUGAUGGUUCCUGGGAAGGAAGGUGGGGUGCCUCUUGCUCCCAACCACCCUGCUCAUGGUGCCCAGGCUGAUCAGGAGAGACUGGUGGUGCACAUGCCUUCUGAUGGAACCCACUGUGCAGCCACACCCUCCAGCAGUGAGGACACUGAGACUGUAUCUAACAGCAGUGAAGGACGGGCCUCACCCCAUGACAUCUUGGAAACUAUCUUUGUCCGAAAAGUGGGAGCAUUUGUCAACAAACCCAUCAAUCAGGUGACUCUGACGAGUUUGGACAUACCCUUUGCCAUGUUUGCUCCCAAGAAUUUGGAGCUGGAGGAUGCAGAUCCUAUGGUGAACCCUCCAGACUCCCCAGAGACCACGUCUCCCCUCCAUGGCAGUCUGCACUCAGAUGGCUCCAGCGGGGGCAGCAGUGGCAAUGCACAUGAUGACUUUGUUAUGAUUGACUUUAAACCAGCUUUUUCUAAAGACGACAUUCUUCCAAUGGACUUGGGGACCUUUUACCGUGAAUUUCAGAAUCCCCCUCAGCUGAGCAGCCUCUCCAUAGAUUUUGGAGCUCAGUCUAUGGCAGAAGACUUGGACUCCUUACCAGAGAAGCUGGCUGUGCAUGAGAAGAAUGUCCGAGAAUUCGAUGCCUUCGUCGAAACCCUGCAGUAAAAGUGUCCCGAGUGUCUGCAGCAUCCCCUUUCUGUGGACUCAGCAGAGAACCUCGUCUUCCUCAGCUGCUCCCCAGCCUCCAUGCUGUUUCUAGCCAGGUGAAAGACAUGGUGGUUCCCCUAUGGGACUUAGAAGUCUCUGCUCUUGGACUUCCUGGACUCAUAGCAGCAGUCAGGCCCAAUGGCAGGCGUGGGAGGAGCUGGCUGUGGAGCUGGAAGCUGGCUGUAACAGCCUCAGCAAGGACUGUCCUCAGCACUUCACCAAGGGUGUCGCCUGUUCUUCCCUGCUGCCAGCCUCCUGCCUGGGUCUACCCGAGGCCAGCCCUACCUGCUUGUCCUUACCAUCAAUCACCUGACAUUCCAGCUGGUGGCUGGGACACUGGGCAAAGAAAAAAGAGGAAGAAAACCAAGGAGACCAAGCAAGUCGAAGGAGGGCCCUGUGCACCAAUAGCUCCUGGACCACCCCACUCUUCCUCCCUUCUUUUUCCCCUUCCUUCCCUCUAUCUUUACUCAUUCCCUUUUUCCCACCUUCUUUCUUCUCUUCAUCUCCUCCCCCCGCCUUCCAUUCCUUGCCUUCCUGGGUCUGUGAUUUUGAUGAUAUGAAAGGCCUAUCUGCCUAAAAUGACACCUAUUCCAAAGCUAGCCAUCAUCUCCCAAAGGCUGUACCAGCCUGUUUCUAGAAUUCGUUAUUGAGAGUCACAGAAAGGUUUUUUGGUUUUUUUUUUUUUUUUCUCGGAGCUGGGGACCGAACCCAGGGCCUUGCGCUUGCUAGGCAAGCGCUCUACCACUGAGCUAAAUCCCCAACCCCACAGAAAGGUUUUUUCCUCCUCAUUUUCCCUCGAUCGCUGCUGCGUGGAUAUAGAACAUGGUAAAUAUUUAUUACUGUCAGAGAAAUCAGAUAUUUUAUAAAAGAAGUAUGUUUGGGGUUAGCAGUUCUGCUGGGGAAGGAGGAGGGUUUCUUCUGGGCUGUAGGCCUCCCGUGAAGAUUACUCAGAACCUGUGCUACUGCUCUGAGGAUCUUCCUGUCAUACCUAAGGAGAGAUCAGCAAUGGGUCUGGCAAAGGCAAAGUAGCCCCCUCAAACUGUGUGUAUGGAACUGAGCAGGCAUCAGGCUUCCCGGCAUGCUGCAUGCUCCUGCCGAGCAUACUCUGUUGACACAGCAUCUGUAAUGUGACUGGCUCUGUUCUAGCAGCCCAGGAGGUCGCGGGUGUGUUCAGUGUGAGGACUCCUCAGAGGUGUGUUGCCCAUGGUGCCCAGAGGAGCACUGUAUAACCUGCUGCUCCAGCCCCUGAGCUGGAGCAGGACUAGGGAGCUCUUCCUCCAUCCCUCCCUCCCUCUAAUUCCAGAGUCUGUACAUGGCCCUGGGCUUACAAGCUGGAUUGGUUCCCUUUUGAGAAACCAAAGCUGAGCCUAUGGUUGACUUAAACCUUCAGGUAUUGUUGCUUGAGUCAGUCAAGUGCCUCUGCCAGCCUGUCCUGUUCUUGUCCCUGGAUCCUCACUGGCAGCAGCCGUUACGCAUUGGAGCAGGUGGCUCUCAACUGCUGUUAGUAAUCUGCAUGUAACACUGGAGCCUUUCCCCUGUGCAUGCUUUUGCUGCCACAGAGAAAUGUGCCCAGCAGUGGUGGCCAAGUGCCAUUGCAGCCUUUGGGUUAGGGGCACAUUCAUGGCCUACUGAACAGGAUUUACCCCCCAGGGCCAGCACUAAAAGGGGGGUGAGGGCACGGAUUCUUUUCAGGGCUCAGCCAGUGGCCUCUAGACAGCAGCCUUUAUGUCCCAGAUUCUUAGGAAAGAGGCCAGGGAAGCUGAGCGAAGCAUCUUUCAAGGUGACCUGUGCCCCUCAGUCCUACACAAUGGAAGAAACGGGCUCUAGACAACUCCCGCAGCCAAGCUCAGGCUGGGACCAGGUGGCUGUGAAGCCCCUCCUCCAGUGCUUUGUUAGGAAAUGAGAGCUACACUUGGAAAUAUAAUCAAGAGAUUUCCAAUAAAGUUUUCUGUACUUUAUA